Molecule: messenger RNA, 9511 nt
Organism: Bactrocera dorsalis (oriental fruit fly)
Lineage: Eukaryota; Metazoa; Arthropoda; Insecta; Diptera; Tephritidae
Gene: Samuel
Product: ras guanine nucleotide exchange factor Q
Exons: 5
Coding region: 5814-8174 (786 amino acids)
Cellular component (GO): PRC1 complex
Molecular function (GO): protein binding
Source: RefSeq, a predicted model, not a curated record
AAGCCUUAGAAAUAUUUUCAGCUAUUUUGCUAUUCAACCCAUAUUCUCUGUUCACCUCGGCUGAGGCUUUUUUUAAUAUUCCCAUUGCUAUUAUUAUUUCUUUUGGCAUUUGCUCCCUUUUUCCUCCAAUUGGGAAAUUUAUUUUUGAACGAAGAGUUUGAGCUCCAUAAUACUUAUCAGCAGGAACUUGCAGCUCACCAAAAGUAUCGGUUUCCUUCCGAUAUUUUAUAUCUUUUGUUUUAUCAUCAUUAGUUGUACUACCAAAAUUCUUCCCUAUAAUAUGAGUAUCAUUGAAAAAUGCACUUCUUUCCUUUAAUGUUGGCGACACAAAUCUAAGGUUUUUAAAAGCCAUUUUGAUCAUAAAAACUGAAUGGAUGUGUGCAUAAGUGUACCUACAUAUUUAUUUUUAUUUUGAAAUUUGAAUCAAUGACGGCAUAGAAAAAUAUACUGAGUGAAGAUCAAACAAAUUUUGUAUUUCUGUAAAGGUUAGUUCUUAGUUCGUAGAAUUUGCUAUUCAGCUCAAUAAUCCAAUUAUGUAUUACUCGGAUUUAACAUUAUAAAAUUUUAACGUUUAGCGAUUUAGUUAGGCUUGUGACAGCCAAUUUUGUACAGCUGAUACACUUGUACUAUAAAAAGAUACAUAUAAGUAAAGCAAUGUUUUAGUAUAAUAAACUUUAUAAAAUAAGGACAGCAAACAGUAAAGCAGAACUAAUUGCACUCUUAUGUACUGAAGCGAUACGGCGUGCAGCCACCACAAGCAACAAACGGUACAUUGCACAUUAAUGGGAAUUCUUAACACCAAUUGCUAACCAACUUACCUGUUGCCGCAAGAUUGCGAAGAAAUUACUUCAAUACUGCACUGGAUGUGCCGGUUCGAUUGCUAUCUGAACGACAACUAAGCAACAACAUUAAUCAUACAAUGCCAGGAAGUAGUAAAAUAAUGUAAAACAAAUUUCGCUCGCCAUAGCUAAAGUUAUACAUUUUGACAAGGAUAAAAAAAUUAAAUUCAUUAUGAACCAGUUCCUUACUAAAAAUAAAUAAAAAAAAAAUAAAUUAUAACGAAACUACGAGCUCGAUUCGGCUGAACAGUAUUUUUUUACGAGAAUCUACUACACUUGAAAUUACUUGAGUCAUCUCUAAACCGAUUUCAAUAGUGGUAUAUCUUUCAAUAAUAAGCGAAAUCGGUGCGUACCCUUAUAAUAAUUCCAUAUAUCUGGUAAAUUUCAUUCAAAAAUCAAAGUUUCAACGGUUCCGUCGGAUUUUAGCGCAACCUUACUUCUAUACAUUUUCUUCAGGAACACAUGUUUCCGUAAUACUUCAUAAAAAAGAAAUAUGAGAUGAAAAGGCUUUGUCCUGCCUGAAAGAUCAACAGAAUAAUGUCAAUAUUUCAUGACAUUUCUUCCCAACUAUUCGCAAGCUAUUGGUCUCAAUGCUACGUUACUCUGAUAAUUUUGUUUACAAAGGAAAAAUAUGAAUUUCUGGUUUUGAUAAAAUCGAAGGAUAUGGAGAUUGUGAGGGAGAAUGUUUUCAUUAAAAUAUUCUUUUAUUGUUAGGCCAAAGGCUUUUCUAUGCAUUAUAUGUGUACACAUAUGUAUGUAACCAAAUUCUUAUGUUUGCUUCAAUGAGGAAAACUAUGCAUUUAAACAAACUUCGUGUAUUUAAAAAAAGCAAUAAAUUUAUCGAAAGAAACUUUAUUACAAUGUUUGUGAAAUAAUUAGUUACACUAGACUAAUAUAAUAGACCAUGCCUUGAAUGUAAGUAAAGCACCAUCUGAAUUAUGCAGCGAAGCAUUAUAAGUAAACAUGCAAUCGAAUUAACUUAACCACGAGAAAAGUAGCUUAAUUAUAAGUUAAAAUAGAAGAAUAUGUAGUUUGCACAAAUUAGUUUUUUAUAUUUACCACAGAUCGUUGGCACAGGAUUUAUUAACUAAGUAGGAACCAUAUAUGUAUGUCUAUACAUAUGUAUAUUAUUUAUAUAAUGAAUAUACUUACAUAUACUCUUAGGGUUACCUGAUAUAGUAAUUGUGUAAGACAACCCUUUUCUCCAAUAGUUCAAACCAAAUACUUUUUAGUAAACAUCAAAUAGGCUUGAUUGUGAUUUGUUUCUAUCUAGUUUAAGCUAUGCUUAAUGUAAUCUUAACAAUGUACUAAGAAUGGUACUAUAUAUGCAAUGAAAUAGAUUUAUUUAAAUUUUAAUACUCUUGCAAUCAGUUGCUACAGAGUAUUUUAGAUUUGUCCAUCUAACGCUUGUACGUAUUACCUAAGAAUAUAUAGGGUUAUAUAUUGUAUAUAAAUGAUCAGGAUGACAAGAAAAGUUGAAAUCCCUCCGUCCGUGCUAGCUGGAACUUGAGUAAAGCUAAGAUAUCUUGAUGAAUGGUAUGUGGCUUCCUUAGUACAAAAAAAGUUACAAGCUACGAGUUACGCCAACAAAUCGUCAUUAACCGAAACCAUAUAAAGCGCCAUAACUAAAUACUAAACUAAUAUAUGUAUAAAACUUUAAUUUGAUACACAGGAUCGCAGUAGCCAAGGGCACCGUAGGCAAACAUUUCCGAAAAAGUGGAUGUGCCCAACCUCCAACAAGUUUAAUGUACAUACAUACAUAUCUCCUAAACCAUUUAUGCUACAACAACCAAAUUUGUACAAAUCUUAUAUGAACUUCUACCGACAGUGUGAAAAUGGAUGAAAUCGGAGAUAGCCCCGCUCACUCCGCAUAUAACGAAACUGUUAAAAUACAUUUCUGUCUUCCGGGUGACUUUAUGCUGCAAUAUUUGAGUUAUCUUUGUGCCUAAAAUAAAUAAAAUUGGACGAAAACUUGGUCUACCUUCCACAUAACUAAUAUCAGAAUUUUCGGACAUCCAGCUGACUUUACUCGAUGUGAUUACUGGUUGUAUGUAAGGUACCUUUAUGAAACCCAGGGAAAUUUUUUUUAGUAUUUUAGUAGAUAACAUCGGAUCGAUCCUACCCCAACUCCCAUAUACUACAUAUAAUCCUCUGGUUGGCAUAUUACUCCUUAAGGUAUUUCCCAGGCUAUGUUUCCUCCAAGUUGGAAGUGUAUAAUAUGUUCGGAUGCUUGUUUUUCUUUCAAAUUGAAUAUAUGUACGUACUAUAAUAACAGGUAGGCCAUCUAACGUUUUAAAUUUGAAUUAUCUAUAUUUCGACAUUGGAAACGUCAAAUACCAUUCGGAAAGUGACAGAUAUUCAGUAAAAAGUCUAAAAUUUACGAAAUAGGUCGCUAUUUACUAGAAGAAAACUGGGAAAUAUUGACAGAUUGGGCAGAAAAUCGUUUGACCGGGGGUGGUCAAUUUUACCGAAAAAUCGUCUUUUCGGACGAGCCUCAUUUCCACCUCGAUGGUUACGUUAACAAGCAGAAUUGUCGCAUUUGGGGCACAGAAAACCCGCACGUAAUCGUCGAGAAGCCAAUGCACCCAGCACGAAUCACUGUAUGGUGCGGAUUUUGGUCUGGUGGAAUCAUCGGCCCAUUUUCCUUCGAAAAUGAAGAAGGAACCGCCGUAACCAUCAAUGGUGAGCGAUAUCGCGAACCGAACCGAAUUUUUCUUCAAGAAAAUUGAAGAAGAAGACUUGGACAACAUUUGGUUCCAGCAGGACGGCGCUACGUGCCAUACAGCAAACGCUACACUGAAUCUUUUACGCACUAUCUUUAAAUUUAAAAUUUUAUAUGGACCACCCUAUAUUUUAGAGUUUUCUCGUACUCUUAGUAGAUGUUGCUGUUGUAAUUAGUCGAAAUUGAGCGAGCAUCAACUUUGACCGAAACAGUAUAUAUGUAUGUACGUACCUAUGCAUAUUUAAAACCGCAGUGAUUUAUUAAAGUCACAUAUGUAUUCCAUUCCUUAAUUUACUCUUUUUUAUUAUAUGUACAUAUGUAUAUAUGCACAGUAUAACAUGAUGUGAGAUAAUGGACUUUCCAACAUACAGUAUGUGGUCAGCCAUGCAGAUUUUGCAAAGAUAAAAAAACUUAAGAGAAAUUAAUUUAUAUACUACAUACAUAUAUUUCAUCUUGGUUUUAACAACAUAGUUUUUUAAUAUAAAUUCUAAAUAUUUGAAAACUAGUAUUUCAUAAGACAUAAACAUAACGUCACAACCAAAACAGGGUUUUUGUUUUAAAAACUCUGUUUAAAACAUAUUUUAAAAUUAAUAUUUUGUAGAAUAUCCUUUAUUAAUAAUUACGUCCAUGCAACGUUUUGGGUACGUGUGUAUUUGUGUAUGUCACCUUUCUUUACUCUCAUUGAUUAGACCGUCUUCUAGGCAUGACACUGUACAUAUGUACAUAUGUAUAGUAAAUAUACAUUUAGACAAAUAUCUGUGUGUACAUAAGACAUUACAAAAAGUGGCAAUGAACUUUGUCAACAUGGUACAAACAUCGUGCCAUUUAUACGUACUGAUUUUGUAUACACACAUAUUUUUGUAUAAAAGCAAUAAUAAGUAGUCAUCAUAAUGGUACUCAAAUGUUUUGUUAUGAACGGAUUGGUAUUAUUGACACUUGGUGCCUAUUAAAAGGCAUCUCAAACAUUGCUUACGAUAGCUAGCGAGCUACGAAUGAACAUACAUAUACAUAUGUGUAAGUACUUUAAGAGCAGGUUUGCUUAAUGUUGUUCUCAGCCAUGGUUACACUAUAGUCUCAAAACUGUUCCGCUAAUGUCUACAUACAUUUCUGUUGCGGCCCUGGUGAUCAUUCUCACAGUUAGGUAAAUCGUCAGUUCAUAACCGCAAAUCGAUAUUUGGCACUUAGCACCAUCGACACAUGUACACACAUAUAAAUAUAUAUGCAUACGUAUGUAAGUCCAAACUAACUAAAAAUAACAAACAAAAAAUAAUUAUUUAGAAAUAUUAAUAAUACUGUUUACUUAAAUAUAAACGCAUAUGGAGAUUAUCCAUAUGCAUGUAGAUUAUAGCUGACGGUCUACAUACUAUGGUCACCAAUUUAAACUUAUAUUGAUUCACUUUCAAAAAACGUAGAUAGAUAUCCAAGUUUGAACGAAUAUAUUUCAUUAAAACUAGCCACUUCAGUGAAAUUGUUGGCAAAGAACUUACCAUAAAGUUUGUACUCUGCUUUUGGGUUUUCCUUUAUUUUAAAUACUUAAUAAAGCUCUUCAUAUACAUAUUCAUAUGUACAUAGAUUAUUCUAUAAAUGAGUGGAUUUAUCCAGUAAGUAAAAAUGCUUUAGAAAAUAUGCAUUUUAGAUUUCCCUAGAAAUGACGAUAAUAAAUACCAAUUACAUUCCGAAAUUCCCAAACAUGAAAGGCAAUGAAAUUGUUUAACAAAUAACAGUAAUAGUAGUAUUAUUAUUUAACUAAAGAUAAUAGCAUUAAAUAGAUUUAUGUAUAUGUAUAUUGAUUUAUCUCGGUUUACACCAAUUGCAGAACUACUCGUACACCCAAUGAUAUUAUAAAGCAGUCAUCAAUUUCAGUGCCUAACGACAACAAACAGACUUUCCUUAUCAUUCAUCAACAUCUGCACUGUGAGAUCUCACCACGCCUGUUGAGCAAGCAAAAGCAGCAAUCACAAACCGUUUGGCGACGGUAAUGAUUUUGUGAUGUAUAAAUCACUAUAUACAAAACAAAUCUGUAAUACAACAGAGAUUUUCCAUCAAUUAAUAAUUACGUUAACUUCAACAGUAGCGGUGAUAGCUGUGCCAAUAGAUCAUGGAUAAACUUUUAUAGUUUAUAACCGAAUCAAUAACAACAAAAUAUAAGCAGAUCGCAUAACAGUUAUAAAAAAUUUGAUUAUUAGCGCUGCCAUUAUUAUCAGAUAUUGCAGGUUUUACUGCUAUUAACAUCGGUAUUAGUUGUCCAGAAAAUGAUCAGUGAACAGUCUCUAACGCUGGCUUUUCGUGGUGGAUUUAGUUUAAUCGAUAAGCAAUUGAGGGGUGUUGGUGCAAAUCCGAUUACUUCCUCUUCAACCACAGCGGCUGUCGCCUAUCAAUAUUUGGACUUAGCAGCGUCAUCGGAGACAAAUAAUGUGUUAAAUAUGGAAUCAGCGGCAAGUAGUACAAUUAAAAAGUGUAACAUCAAUUCAAAUAUCGUUAACCGGAAUAACUGCAGUAAUAAUAUAAACAGCAAUGUAAUGAUUAAUCAAGUGCCUAAUGCUCUCAGUGGUUCUGCUGGUGGCGUAGCUAACGCAAACAGUUCUUAUCAGAAACAUAGCCCCCUAUCGGAGUCAUUGCAAACAAAUCCUCAAAAACAACAAACAGCUCAAAAGAAACAACUACAAAAUAACUCUAACAAUGUGAAGAGUGAAAGACUUAGUCCAGGCACCAACGGAGAUCAUCAGUCAUCAAUAUCGAGAUCCCGAAGCACCACACCUUCAUCGUUCCGUGGUCCUUCGCCACAACAAAUUUCUUCAGAAGCCCUAAUGCCACUAACUUCACUCUUACGUAUUCAAGAAGUCACGUCUGGGCAUCAAACUCCUUGCGUUACUACCGCUAGCACCGAUACAGGUAAUUUGGGAAACACAACGACUGUAUUCCAAACAGAUUUCUCGUCGAGGAACUAUUCCGAUAUUAUGCGCAGUUUAGCAGCGAAAUAUAAUGAUGCCAACGCAAUAAACUCCAUUUCGGCUCGUUGUAAUUCAUUUUUUGAUACUACAUCGUCGACUUCUUCUAUUCCUAUUGUCAACAAAAAUGUAAAUCAGAAAAUUGGCAAUAGGAACGUUGUUGGUGGAACUUUGUCGGGUCCCUUGACGAGUAAAGAUGCAUCGCCUCAAUUGAUACCUCGAUUAUCCAUGUCUCAAGGGGAUGUAGCGGUAGCGGCUGCAGCCGCUUCGUUUCUAAGUAGUCUCCCAUUCUCACAAAGUGUAUGCCUCCCAAUGAUCGAUAUGAGCAGUACUCAAGCAUUGAUUACUUUGGCGCGUGCAGCUAAAGAAGCAGAGGUACAGACCAUACUUCGCACCUUCCAGCAAAACUCGAAACAAAUGAACUCCAAUUCAAUCUUAUCGCAUCCUAACCUUGGUGUAGCAUUGCAACAAGCCGCUCAAUAUGUAUCUCCCGCACUCAGUCUUCCUGUGCUGCAGAAACAGCAGCAGAUUGCACCUUCACAACAGUCUAGUCCUCAACAUAAAUUAAUAUCUGCAUCGACUAGCUCCACUAUUUCCACAUCCAAAAGAAAAUCAACAGCUCCCACAAGCACAACGACCGUACCGCUUGAUUUGAGCUCUCAACCACCAGCGACUAAAAGAUUUAAGGUGGAAUUGAACACAGCAAAUCAAAGUAACGAAUUAUAUGGCUUGAAUGUAUCUAUGGGACGUGCGUCAUCAAAUGAAAUAAAAGCCUCCUCAUCACCAAUAUCUGAAAACAAAUUAGUCACCGAUUCCACGAAGAAUAAUGCCCGCUUGUCCUUUUCACCAGAACCAUCCACACCAUGCAAUACUGCUAUUCUAAAAUGUCAAGCUGAAAGUGUGGAAAUUGCCCAAUGGACAGUGGAUGACGUGUGCGCUUUUGUAGGUGAUAUUGAUAUCUGCGCGGACUACGUUCAGCAUUUUCGUGAUCAAUGCAUUGAUGGCAGUGGAUUACCCUUGCUAACUGAAGAUCAUUUGCUUAAUUCUUUGGGUAUGAAAUUAGGACCCGCAUUAAAAUUACGGUCAAAAUUAGCGAAGAGACUCGGUGGUCCUUGCCCAUGUGUGGCAUGCAUUACACGAGCACGACAAAUGCUAGUUUUACAAGCAGAAUCUAAGAAUGAUCAACCAAAGACAGCUAUAACAAUGUCUACCGAGUGUUCCCCAACAGAAAUUAGUACUAUAAGAUGUGAGGAAAGUAUUGAACUUGCCAAACUCAAAGACACAAAUGAUACAACAAAAGAAACCUUUAAAAAUAUACAGAAAAGUUCGCAAAAUCAGCAGUUACUUGGGGAAGGACAAGAAACGAAGAUAUGCAGCAUUAGUGACAAUAAUGAAAGAACCAACAAUUGUAGCUCACUUAAAGUACAAAUAUGCGCCAACAUAUAUAAAAAUGAAGCAAACAACAACCAUCACAACAAUGACGUAGUAAAUGUUGAGAAUUUUAUUACCGGAACAAACGUUAAUGACAAAACAUCUAGUUACGUUCUCAAUACUACUUUUAAACCCACAUCUAAUGAUAUCUGUUUAAGUAAUAAAAAAAGUUCCACUAACAGCAACGUCGUACUGGGAAGUCAGUUUGGAAAUUUAUCAGAUGAGGGUAGUUAGUCUUGGAUGUAUUACUGCUUUUGUUUACAAAUUUGAAUGAAGUUUUUAUUCAAAAUUUUCAUGUGUACAUGAGAUAACAGUUUUUGAAAAUUUUUUGGAGUAAAUUAUGUAUAAAAAACAAAACUCUAACACUCUCAAAAACUUAGCGACUAUUUUUAAUAUUCUCAUAAUAAAUAUAGCAAAGCAUAAAAUGUGUAUAAUGAUAGUCAGUCCCAGUGGCGUAGCUACCACUUCGGGCGCCCGAGCCGAGAAUGCUCUGCCGCCCCCCCUUAUCUACCUACCUUACAAGACAUCUUAUUAAAAGCCAUAGAAAAAACCCAUUUUCGCCCUAUAUCUUGUACACUUUUGACACAAUUUGCAAAAUAAAUUUUGUAAAAAAAUUUGUUGAAGUAUUUUUCUGAAUAUUAAAAAACAGCGAAGAUUGUUUUGCCGCCCCCAAACCGUUGCGCCCGGGGCGACGGCCCCUUCGCCCCCACUAGCUACGCCACUGGUCAGUCCAUUUGUGCAUGUCACAAUAAGAAUUUUCAUAAUUUGUAGUAAGGCAAAAUUGCCGAUAACUUGACUAAAUUUUACAAAUAAAAAAAAAUGUUGAGAAUUUGUUAGUUAUUAUUAAGGGCGAGUAAAGUUUUAAAGGUAAACAAAGAAUUUUUUUGCAAAUUUAUUUCUUAAAUAUAGAUUGAGUAAUUUUAUUAGGGCUUCUUCUACAUUAUAGAAUAUAUUUUUGACAAUCUAGGGUAAUUUUUUCAUGCAGAUAUAUUGAAGCAUAAACCGUUAACAAAGUUUCUCCCAGAACGUCUUGAGAAAAAAAUACCUUGCGGUGUUCACCAUAACUCGACUGGAAAUUAUCCGAAAAUAAAAAACCAAGAAAAAUUAGUCAAGUUAAUCAAAUCCUCCCCCUAUCGUUCUCUGAUAAUUUUUCUUUCAUUUAGAAAAUUUGGCGGCAAUUUAAAGUGAAAACUGCUAUUUUCCACUAAAAAAUUCCGCUAUUUUGUGAGUGGAAAACACCCUUAAUGAAAAAAAAACAAAAAUUUAAAAAACGAUGGGGGGAGGUAUUUUAUGUGUCAAAAAUGUGUACAAGGUUUGAAAUGCAUCGGUUAAGUAGUUCUGAAAUGACAGAGAACAGUGGACAGUGGAGGCGGACUUUGAUAUAGUAGUUUUGAGAAAACGCGUCUAAAAUUUAUUAACUAAAAAAGUGAGAAAAAAUAUCCUAUGUUGUCAAAAGUGUGCUCAAUAAUAAACAAAAGUCCCGAAUAAAAUUACUCUAAACACAUUUAAGAAAUAAAUUCGUGAAAAAGUAAUUUUUUCUUACCAUGAAAACCUUACCUCCCCCCCCCCCC